Molecule: messenger RNA, 2036 nt
Organism: Aspergillus steynii IBT 23096
Lineage: Eukaryota; Fungi; Ascomycota; Eurotiomycetes; Eurotiales; Aspergillaceae
Exons: 2
Coding region: 137-1873 (578 amino acids)
Biological process (GO): regulation of DNA-templated transcription; DNA-templated transcription
Molecular function (GO): DNA-binding transcription factor activity, RNA polymerase II-specific; DNA binding; zinc ion binding
Source: RefSeq, a predicted model, not a curated record
UGUCAAGAGAUGGCAAGUAAAUGGAAUGGAGAUAUCCUGUGGAUAAAACGAAGGCACGGGAGUUGACUAAUCGGGUGAAGAAAAGGAACCUUUUUUGACGUCAACAUCGGUCAACCAUCCUUCAAUCCCCAAUCAAAUGUCGCAAACCAUGCCUCCCCAGUCGGAAGACAGUGAAGUGUCCAAACGGAGCUGCGUCCGUUGCAAUCGGCGCAAAGUGCGUUGUGAUCGAAAACAGCCCUGCGCUCAAUGCCUCCAGGCCAACGCCGAGUGCAUUCAUCCAGGAAAUAAACGGGCUCCGCGCAAGCUGAACCGGCCCCCAAUUGCGGCGCUCCGCACUCGUCUGCAGCAGCUGGAGGAGGAAGUGGAACGGCUCCAGGCUGCUGAUGGUAGAUCUGCUGUGGGAUCUCGAGCAGCCCAUGAAGCUGAGAGGCCAAUGCCUGUCGAUACCAAACCUUUGCACGGCAUGUUGGUGGUUCAAGAUGAGACCAAGAGUCGCUACGUAGCGGACGACGCAUUUGUGUUUCUAAGGAAUAAGAUUCCGGGACUGCAAGAGCUUUAUCGCCAAUCGUGGGACAAGGGACAUUCCUCGAAUUCUGAGCUCGGCCUCGACGCAGGUCGCUCUGAUCCGCUGCAACCUCUGCAGAUGGAGAUGCUAUGGCCGGUCUACAAGUCCAACGUUGCGCACGUGGUCACCAUUCUGCAUACAUCCUCGGUCGAGUCCGUGAUUCGUCAAGCUUGUGUUAACCCGUACGUUGAGCUGGAUCCGGAAUCGGACGCGCUCAUUCGAGCGGUUUUCUUCGCGGCGGUGGUCAGCAUGGAUCCUGCCCAUUGCUGGUCAGUCGUCGGUGAUGAGCGUGAUGUCUGCUUGCGCGAAUUCCGGCUUGCUGUGGAGCGAUCGCUAGCAAAGGCCAACCUUGUCUGCUCGGACGAUAUCCGGGUUCUGCAGGCCGCAGUUCUCUAUCUGUUAUGUCUGCGCUGCGUAUGCGAUUCCAAACAGAUAUGGGUGGAAGCAGCAGUCGUGGUACGCGUGGCGCAGAGACAAGGGAUCCAUCGCGACGGUCAAAAUCUAGGUCUGAGUCCGUUUGAUAUCGAAAUGCGACGUCGACUGUGGUCGCACAUCUGCAUACUUGACAUCCUCUGCUCCGAAGACCAGGGGACUGACACCCAAAUUCGGCCGGAGAUGUUCGACACGGAGCCUCCACUGAAUAUUGACAGCGACGAUCUUUCGCCCACCUUGACCGAAUUGCCUUCUCCCCAAGCCGGGUUUACUGAUAUCACAUUGUGCAUCAUUCAGUACGAGAUAAUGGCCCAUAUUUCUUGGACCGACAAGUCCUUUGGAUCGGGAAGCAAUCAAUCGCACUUGCAAAGUGAACGAAGCUCCCUGCCAGAAUUGGCAGCCAGUCUCGAAGAACGGUAUCUACAGAAGUUUGACCUGAGAAUUCCGAUCCAGUGGGUCACGGCUGUGAUCUUUCGUCUCACUCUAUCAAAGGCAUCCUUGGUCAAUCAUCUCUCUAACUCGGCGGCAUUGGAUCAAGAGUCCACCGCCACGGACGACGAGAUCUUCAUCCUAGCAGUCGAGAUCUUGAAGUUUUCCAGCCUCCUGCAGAACAACGAGAUAACGACCCCGUGGGCGUGGCUCUGCAGAAGCUACAAGCAAGAACAUGCCAUGGCCUUGAUCCUCUCAGAGCUCUGUUCUCGGCCUAUCUCGCCCGAAACAGAUCAUGCAUGGGACCUGGUGAAGGCGGUCUACGACCAAUGGCAGGCCGAUAAUAAGAUCAACUCCCAGAUGCAGGAGCCGGUGUCGCUGCUCAUGGAGCGCGCCAGUAUCUCGCGGAAGAACAGAGCUGGCGCUCUCUGGGGAGCUGCCGAGUGAGCGCCAUAAAGUCCACUCGCCUCUAGUCCAGACAGGCCAUUUGAAAAAGAUUGCUGUUUUGUUGUCUGAAAUCAAUAUCGCCAAGCAAUCAGGUCAUAUACCAAGCUUACUAGAGAACAGAUUCACAGUGAAUAGAUUAUAUAUCAUACAUGCAUUAAACAAA